Molecule: messenger RNA, 1338 nt
Organism: Paramecium octaurelia
Lineage: Eukaryota; Ciliophora; Oligohymenophorea; Peniculida; Parameciidae
Source: the annotation of a GenBank genome assembly
AUGUAAGAAUAAAAUAUAAGAUAUUCACAAUUUCAUAUAUCUCAUCCUAUUCCCGACGAGAACCACAUUCAGAAUGUUUUCGAGUCUUUCAUUACUGAGUAUAAGAAUUUUAGAGAUAAUGUGCCUAUUGGAUGCAUUACAGAUAAAUGUUCAUCAAAGUAACAGGAGAGGAGCGACUUGAGUGUUUUCUGUGGAGCUGGAGGAUAUCUUUAUUUGUAUUUGAGGAUAUACGAGUUUGUUUCGAGUUUAAGUCCGGAGUUGUAGUAAUAAUGCACUCAAGGAUUGACGGAUUAAGAGUUGUCAGAGUUUUAUAACCCAGACACAUUUUUAAUGUUGGCCAAACAAUAAUACAAUGCUAUAAAGGCUUCUAUAAAGGCUGAUGAUAACAUCUCCUUCUACAUGAGCAACUCUGCAAUUUCUUUAUUGGGGGCUGAUAUGUUUUUUUAUAUGAAUGACAAGGAGAAUUUUAAAAGAUGUGUGACUGAAGUAUUGAAUCAAUUCGGAGACAUUGUAGCUUAAACGAAGAAAUACGAACAAGAAUUGUUGUAUGGCAUACCAGGAUACCUUUAUUCUUUGUUGUGGUUGCAUAAGAAAUAUUCAAAAGAAAAAGAUCAAUUUCAAUUGGACCUGUCCUCUCACAUCCAUACCAUUUGUUAGGUGAUAAUGAAGUAUGUUGGGAACGGCGUUAUGAAAUGCUAAUUUAGCAAUAGAUAGUAUUACGGGGCAGCUCAUGGAAUUUUGGGUGUAAUUUAAAUGCUUCUUUUGAGUUAUGAGUCAUGCAAAGAGUAUUUUCAUUUGAAAGAUGAAUAGGGAUUACUUUAAAUGUUAGAAUCCAUUUAAACCACAUUGGAUCAUCUAAUUAAGAUCUAUUAUUAAAAUGGCAAUAUUCCAUCCUCGGCCUAAAAUGAGAAGAAUUUGAGAUUGUUUUAGUUCUGCCACGGAAUACCAGGAGCCAUAGCUCCAAUUCUAAACGCUUAUUAGAUAUUCAAUAAGUAGGACUAUUUGAAUGCAGCGAUACACAUGAGUGAAACUCUCUACAAGUAUGGGAUGAUUAAGAAAGGGUAUGGAUUGUGUCAUGGAAUACCAGGGAACAGUUAUGGAUUUAUGCAGUUGUAUAGAAUAACUGGGAGUGAGAAGUUGAGGCAGUAUGCUUUCUAAUUCUUGCAAUACAAGAAGAAUCCUCAUAUAUAUAAUGAAAUAAAGAGCUUCCCAUUUAAGGACAGAUUUAAUAUUGGAAUUUCCGACAAUCCUUUUAGUUUGAUGAUGGGGAAUGUGGGAGACAUGUGUGCAAUGAUGGAUUUCAUAAGUUAUAAAAGAAUGCCAGGAUAUGAAAUUUGA